Messenger RNA from Myxocyprinus asiaticus (Chinese sucker), 1021 nucleotides. RefSeq names its product histone H3-like. The transcript is spliced from 2 exons. Gene Ontology annotation, cellular component: nucleosome. The record is from RefSeq and is a predicted model, not a curated record. NCBI's taxonomy places the organism in Eukaryota, Metazoa, Chordata, Actinopteri, Cypriniformes, Catostomidae. The coding region runs from base 16 to 669 and encodes 217 amino acids. Gene Ontology annotation, molecular function: protein heterodimerization activity; structural constituent of chromatin; DNA binding.
GUGAAUCUCGUCAUCAUGGCAAGAACCAAACAGACCGCUCGUAAGUCCACUGGUGGAAAAGCCCCGAGGAAGCAGCUCGCUACUAAAGCCGCCCGUAAAAGCGCCCCCGCCACUGGUGGCGUCAAGAAGCCUCAUCGUUACAGGCCCGGUACCGUGGCGCUGAGAGAGAUCCGCCGUUAUCAGAAGUCCACUGAACUGCUGAUUCGCAAACUGCCUUUCCAGCGUCUGGUGAGAGAAAUCGCUCAGGAUUUCAAGACGGAUCUGCGCUUCCAGAGCUCCGCCGUCAUGGCCCUGCAGGAGUCCAGCGAGGCUUAUUUGGUCGGUCUGUUCGAGGACACCAACUUGUCUGUAAUCAUCAUGUCUGGAAGAGGUAAAGGCGGUAAAGGACUCGGGAAAGGAGGCGCUAAGCGUCACCGCAAAGUGUUGCGUGAUAACAUCCAGGGAAUCACCAAACCCGCCAUCCGUCGUCUCGCUCGCCGUGGCGGUGUCAAGCGUAUCUCCGGUCUGAUCUACGAGGAGACCCGCGGUGUGUUGAAGGUGUUUCUGGAGAACGUUAUCCGUGAUGCCGUCACCUACACUGAACACGCCAAGAGAAAGACCGUCACUGCCAUGGACGUUGUGUACGCGCUGAAACGACAGGGACGAACUCUGUACGGCUUCGGAGGAUAAACGACUUGAUUCUCAUCAGACAAACCCAACGGCUCUUUUAAGAGCCACACACACUCUCACAUGAAGAGUCAAUGUUAGAACUGUAGUGAUUUUUAGUUUUAAUCACUUGUUGUAAAUUAUGAGCAAGUUGUACCUUUAGAAAGUUCCAGUAUUUUUGGAAACGGGAAUGAAAGUCACGGGUUAGCUGCAGUUGAUGAAAAAUUAAGACAUCUUCUUUUUCUCCCUGAAUAAACAUGAAUUACCAAAAAUCUGUGCUGUUAGAUUAUUACAUAUUACUCACAUUAUGUUCAAACACAUAAUUAUAGAUUGUUUCUAUGUGCGCGUGUCCGUGAUAUUACAGUCAUUUUUUUAU